Molecule: messenger RNA, 2062 nt
Organism: Ilex paraguariensis (yerba mate)
Lineage: Eukaryota; Viridiplantae; Streptophyta; Magnoliopsida; Aquifoliales; Aquifoliaceae
Source: the annotation of a GenBank genome assembly
ACACAAUUAUCCACAGAAUCAACCCAACUCCACCACAUUCUGCACAUAUAUACAAAAACACCAAGAGAGAAGCUUAAUUACCUGAUCGAUCAGUUCUUCUCCUUUCUGUAUAUUUUCUUGAAGAAAUUAAACCAGCUUUGAUCUCUGCAUUGCCAUGCCGUAUAAAGGAAUGAGGAACCUUUUAUUUUCCCCGAAAAGAUCUCCUUCUAGUUCCAACUUCCUUUCGCCUUCCAGAACCGAACUUCCAAAUUCAACUCCCCGGCGUUUGUUCUCCGACGCGAUUAUGGAUCGAACUCUGGAAGUCGCCGGCUCCAUAAUCAUGAAAUGGAACCCAGAUACUUCAACAUUCGCAAACGUCACUUCUCUCUUCUAUGAGAACCGUGGUGAGGCCAAUGAUUUCAUCAAGAACGUCAACGAUUUGCAAAGGGCCAUGCACUUUUUAGCCUCUGAGAACUCCGGCUCAGAAAAGCUCGUUCGUGCCCAAAACUUGAUGCAAAUCGCAAUGAAACGACUCCAAAAAGAGUUCUAUCAAAUUCUCUCCAUGAACCGAGCUUAUCUGGAUCCUGAGUUGGUCUCAGCUCGAUCGUCGGUUGCUUCAACUCGAUCGAGCACAUCCGACUACGAAGACGAAGACGGUGAUAUUGGACCCGAAGAUGAUAUUAAAAUUGCUGGCGAUUCCAUCUCAGAAGUUGAAGAUGUUUCGAAUAUGGCCAUGGUGGAUUUGAGAUCAAUUGCUGAAUGUAUGAUUUCAUCUGGAUAUGGUAAAGAAUGCGUGAAGAUAUACAAAAUUAUAAGGAAAUCGAUAGUUGAUGAAGGCAUAUACAGACUCGGAGUUGAGAAAUUGAGCUCUUCACACCUACGUAAGAUGGAUUGGGAGGUUUUGGAGCAGAGAAUCAAGAAUUGGUUAAAUGCUGUGAGGAUUGCGAUUAAAACUCUCUUCAAUGGAGAGAGAAUUCUUUGCGAUCACGUCUUUGCAUCCUCGGAAUUAAUCAGAGGGUCAGUUUAUACUGAGAUAAUUAAAGAAGGAGCGUCAAUCCUGUUUGAAUUCCCGGAAAAUGUGGCUAGAAACAGCAAGAAAUCGCCGGAAAGAGUUUUCCGGACUCUCGACAUGUACACAACCAUUGCCAAUCACUGGCCGGAGAUCGAGUCCAUCUUCUCCUUCGAAUCAACCUCCGACAUUCGAUCUCAAGCACUGACAUCACUCGUCAAGCUCAGCGAAUCUGUAAGGACAUCGUUAAUCGAGUUCGAAUCUGCGAUUCAGAAGAAUUCUUCAAAAUCACUGGUCGCCGGAGCUGGAAUUCAUGCUUUAACGACUGAUGCGAUGCACUACCUCUCUCUCCUCGGCGAUUACAGCAAUAUACUGGCGGAUAUUCUAGCAGAUUUACCACUGCCUGUGAAAUCUUCUUUGCCUGAGUCGUACUUCGACGUGUCCGAUUCCGAAGACUUUCCGUUACCGGCGAUUUCUCUCCGAUUCGCGUGGCUGAUACUCGUUUUACUCUGCAAACUCGACGGCAAGGCAAAGCACUACAAAGACGAUUCGCUCUCAUACCUCUUCUUAGCCAACAACUUAAACUACAUCGUUUCUAAAGUCCGUAAAUCCAACAUGAAGUAUUUACUCGGCGACGAUUGGUUAACCAAGCACGAAACAAAAGUCAAACAGUUUGCACUGAACUACGAACGGAUAGCAUGGAGCCGCGUCGUAGGUUCCCUCCCGGAGGAUCCGACGGCUGUAAAGUCGCCGGAGGAUGUGAAGGAGUGUUUUAAGAGAUUUAAUUCGUUGUUUGAUCAGGCGUACAAGAAGCAGUUUGUGUGCAUCGUACCUGAUUGUAAGCUCCGGGACGAAAUCAAAGUUUCUCUAGCCAGAAAGCUUGUUGGGGUGUAUCGGGAGUUCUAUGGUGUUCAUAGGCUUGUGAUUGGAAGAGAGAGAGAUUUGGCUCUUGAGGUCAAAUAUACCCCUGAGGAUGUGGGGAACUACUUGUCAGAUUUGUUUUUUGGGAAGACUUUGUCAGGGAGUUCAUCGUCAUUUUCCAUGUCAACGUCACAAUUGCGGCCACGUUGAGGG